AUGGCUGCAAGCAAGGCAUCUCUGCCGGGAACGCCCGACAGCUCUGUCUCGCCAAGAUCCCAGGCCUCGCCGAAGCAGGAAGGAUAUUUUCCCGCAGGCCAGAAGCAGGCGACUUCCACUGGCCGUGACGGGCCAAAGCUGCCCUUGCGUACAACACACGGCGCCAGAAUUGUCCCCGUCACUGCGGGCGAGAAGUUCCCGGACCUCUUGGACAGGGCUAAGGACUAUGAACCUGCAAACGAUAGCGACGCGAGCGCGACGACGCCCGGUGAUACUGCUCCUAGCCCGGGCAGUAUCAGCGAGCCGCCGUCCAGGAAGGCGUCAAUCUCCUCCAUCUCGUUCCGCCAGCCUUCUAAUCCAUUGCUGCCGCAAGGUGUUAAGAAGAAGCCUCUGGAUGCUAGCAGACGAAGGGCUGCAUCUCCUCCACAUCGCAGGUGA
Messenger RNA from Pestalotiopsis fici W106-1, 438 nucleotides. RefSeq lists its product as uncharacterized. The record is from RefSeq and is a predicted model, not a curated record. Bases 1 to 438 code for a protein of 145 amino acids. The transcript has a single exon. Lineage: Eukaryota; Fungi; Ascomycota; Sordariomycetes; Amphisphaeriales; Sporocadaceae.